Molecule: messenger RNA, 1638 nt
Organism: Diabrotica balteata
Lineage: Eukaryota; Metazoa; Arthropoda; Insecta; Coleoptera; Chrysomelidae
Source: the annotation of a GenBank genome assembly
GUCAAAAUACUGAGUAAGACCACAGAAAGACUGGUAAGAUGAAAAAGAGAAUAUUUGUAACUGUCGGAACAACAAAAUUUCCAAAACUAAUUAAUACAAUUACUAACGAGAAAGUGAUUCGUUCUUUCAUAUCUUUAGGGUAUGAUUAUAUUCAAAUUCAAACCGGAAAAGAUGUCAUUAAACCACCAGUUGUUGAUUUACCACACACAAUAAAGCAGGAAGGAACCUCUGUUAUUAUAGAAAUCCAAGACAAGUUGGUAAUAAAAUACGAUUCCUACUUUGAAGAUUUCGAACAAGAAAUAGUAAACAGUGAUUUAGUAAUUAGUCAUGCAGGAGCAGGAACUUGUUUGGAAGUGCUUAAGAAAGGAAAACAUUUGUUAGUUGUAGUUAAUGAAGAUUUAAUGGAUAACCAUCAAAUAGAAUUAGCAGGGCAGCUUCAAGAUAAUGGCUACUUAUAUUAUUGUACUUGUGAUACACUGAAUGAUAUGUUAUACAAAAACUUUUUAGAUUUAAAACAGUAUGGGGUUGCAGAUAGAGUUUUAUUUUCAAAUUAUUUAGAUAAAAGUAUGGGAUUUGCUUAACAUGGUAAUUUUACUAAAUUUAUCAUAAGGAAUUUACAAUGUUUUAAGUGUUCUUAAAUUUCAAAGAAUUUACAUUCUUCUUCCUGUUUAUAGCAAUUCUGCUUGUUCAUUGGUGGAAUAAUACCUCUAUGGAAGGUUGUCACUCCACUUGUCUACUCCAUUCUGCUUAUGUUGUUAUUCCAUUCUUCUUUUCUAUUUUGUGUCCAUUCAUUUAUAGACAGUAUGUUACAUUUUCUUCUAAUGUCUUCACUUAUCUUUCGAUCUCUCAGAAUAAUUCCUGUAAUUCUUCUCAGUAUUAAAUAAGUUAAAUGUGUUUAUAAAUAUGUUAUUAUAAAAAAAAAUGACAAUUCAAUAAUAUUAAAUAUUAACAAUUCAUUUGUAAAUGUGGAACACUUUAUGUUUUUAUACUAGCUUCAGUGAUGAAUAUACAACAAUUGGAACUAUAUGCAGUAGAUUAACUGGUUACCUGUGCAAGGUCGAUAUAGAAAAUCUUCAGAAAUAAUAAAAAUAAUAUAUUGGAUGUCUUGUUAUGUCUAGCCAACAUAUGGUGAUCUACGGACCUCAGUAGGUCAUCUCAUUGCCCAGAAAGAGAACUCAAUAUAUCCUAACCUAAACGAAACUAAUUAAGAUAAAAUAUAUUAAUCAGUGUAUAUUAUUAAGAUAAAAUUUACAGGUUUCCUUCCUGGGCUGUAAAAUGACCUAUCCUAACCUAAAUAAAAAUAAUUAAGAUAAAAUAUAAUAAUCGAUGUAUAUUAUUAGGAUAAAAUAUGAGUUCCUUUUAUGGGGUGUCAAUAGUUCAUCUCACACCCCAGAAAGGGAACUGAACCUAUCCUAACCUAAACAAAACUAAUUUAAGAUAAAAUAUCUUAAUAUAUUAAGAUAAAAAUAUAAGAGUUCUGUUAAUUAUUAUUAUCUAACUCAACCUAUCCUCAUCCAAACAAAAAUAAUAAAGGUAAAUUAUAUUAAUUAGCGUAUAUUAUUAAGUUAAAAUAUACAAGUUAACUUCCUGGGGCGUGAGAUGACCUACUGACGUCCUACGGACGAAACUCAACCUAUC